This is a messenger RNA of Quercus robur (English oak), 3078 nucleotides long. RefSeq names its product EIN3-binding F-box protein 1. The coding region runs from base 341 to 2287 and encodes 648 amino acids. Gene Ontology annotation, cellular component: SCF ubiquitin ligase complex. Gene Ontology annotation, biological process: SCF-dependent proteasomal ubiquitin-dependent protein catabolic process. NCBI's taxonomy places the organism in Eukaryota, Viridiplantae, Streptophyta, Magnoliopsida, Fagales, Fagaceae. The transcript is spliced from 2 exons. Gene Ontology annotation, molecular function: protein binding. The record is from RefSeq and is a predicted model, not a curated record.
UUGGGUGACCCUUGCGUGUAUUGUCAUGUACCCAGACCCCCAUUCUGUUUCAGUCUCACAAUAAUAAAAGCAAUCAAUAGAACCAUUCUCACCCUUCAAUUUCAUUUCUCUUUUUUUCUCUUUAACCUUCUCCCUUUUUUUUUUUCCCUAUCUUAUAGGGUUUCCAUGUUCUUCUUCCUCUGAUUUCUCUCUAUCUCAUGAACUUCUGCUUUGAAGCUUUGUACGUAGCUAUAUCAGUGUUUUUAGCCAUCUUUGUGGUUCUCUUUUUUGCUCUCUUUGGAGGGUUCUUUGGUGAAAAGCGGUGUGGGUUCGACCUCCCGGGGUUUUUUGAGCUGUACCCAUGUCUAAGCUCUUCGGUUUCAGUGGAGAUGAUGAUUUUUGCCCUGGGGGGUCAAUAUACCCAAAUCCCAAGGAAUCUAGCCUCUUUUUGUCCCUUGGUCAUCAUGUGGAUGUCUACUUCCCUCCUCGCAAGAGGUCUCGCAUCAGUGCUCCCAUUGUUUUCAGAGAGAAGUUUGAGAGGAAGAAGGAGGUCUCUAUUGAAGUUCUUCCAGAUGAAUGCCUCUUUGAGAUCUUCAGGCGGUUGCCUGCUGGCCAGGAAAGGAGUGCCUGUGCUUGUGUUUCCAAGCGCUGGCUUACGCUUUUGAGCAAUAUCCACAGGGGUGAAUUCAGCAGCAACUCAAACAUUGAAAAUCUUAAGCCCGAGGAAAAGGUUAAUGAGAAUAAGGCUGAAGAUCAAGAAAUUGAUAGUGAUGGAUUCCUUUCUAGGAGCUUGGAAGGGAAGAAGGCAACAGAUGUUAGACUUGCUGCCAUUGCUGUUGGUGCUGCUAGUCAUGGUGGGUUGGGCAAGCUAUCGAUCCGGGGAAGCAAUUCUGCUCGCAGGGUGACAGAUGUUGGCCUUAGGGCGAUUGCUCGUGGCUGCCCUUCUCUGAAGGUUCUUUCUUUGUGGAAUGUUCCUUCCAUAGGAGAUGAAGGUCUGUGUGAGAUUGCUAAGGGUUGUAACCUGCUUGAAAAGCUUGACCUUAGCCAGUGUCCCGAAAUUUCUGAUAGGGCUUUGAUUGCAGUUGCGAAACACUGCCCUAAUCUGACUGAUUUAACAAUAGAGUCCUGUUCAAAAAUUGGGAAUGAAGGUCUUCAAGCUAUUGGGCGUUGCUGCCCCAAUCUUAAGUCCAUUUCAAUUAAAGACUGCCCUCUUCUUGGUGAUCAAGGAAUAGCGAACUUGUUAUCUUCCACUUCUUAUGUCAUGACUAAGGUGAAGCUCCAAGCAUUGAAUAUUACUGAUGUGUCUUUGGCAGUUAUUGGACACUAUGGCAAGGCAAUUACUGAUCUUGUGCUUGUUGGCCUUCCAAACGUUAGUGAGAGGGGCUUCUGGGUCAUGGGCAAUGGUCAUGGAUUGCAGAAAUUGAAGUCAUUGUCAAUUACAUCAUGCCGAGGAGUAACAGAUACCGGGCUUGAAGCUGUAGGGAGAGGUUGCCCAAACUUGAAACAGUUCUGUCUCCGUAAAUGUGCAUUUUUAUCUGACAAUGGGUUGGUCUCUUUUGCCAAAGCUGCAGCUUCACUUGAGAGCCUGCAAUUGGAAGAGUGCCACAGGAUCACCCAAUUUGGGUUUUUUGGCAUACUUUUAAACUGUGGUGCAAAGUUGAAGGCUCUUGCUAUGGUGAACUGCCUGGGGAUCAAGGACCUAAAUUUGGGACUGCCUCUGCAGGCUCCUUGCAAAUCUCUGCGAUCAUUGUCCAUUCGUAACUGCUCUGGAUUUGGUAAUGCAAGCUUGGCAGUGUUGGGGAAGUUGUGUCCUCAACUGCAGCACUUAGACUUGAGCGGGCUUCAGGGAGUAACAGAUGCUGGGUUUCUCCCAAUGCUUGAGAGCUGUGAGGCUGGUCUAGUGAAGGUUAAUCUUAGUGGUUGUGUAAAUCUGACAGAUAAAGUGGUUUCAUCCUUGGUUGAGAUGCAUGGUUGGACUCUAGAAAUGCUAAAUCUUGAUGGUUGUCAGAAGAUAAGUGAUGCAAGCUUGGUUGCUAUUGCAGAAAACUGCCCAUUGCUCAGUGAUCUUGAUCUUUCGAAGUGCAUGAUCACAGAUUGUGGGAUUGCUGCCCUGGCCAAUGCAAACCAGCUCAAUCUCCAGAUCCUUUCAGUAUCAAGGUGCUCUUCGAUAACAGACAAAAGCUUACCUGCCUUGGGAAAAUUGGGUCAGACCCUAGGUGGGUUGAAUCUCCAACACUGCAAUGCAAUCAGCAUCAGCACAGUUGACCUGCUUGUGGAGCAGCUAUGGAAGUGUGACAUCCUUUCCUAAGCAGGGAAUGUUUUCGAACCAAUCAGGUCUAAGAAUUCCGGUCAGGUUUUGUGAGUAGCAGUUUGUGUAUUUUUUUUUUUUUGGGUCCAUCAGCUAUGGGUCUUCAAUCAUUCAGUAACCCGGUUCCCUUUUCCAGGGAAUGCAGCCAUUAACUCUUUUUUGCAGGUUUACUAAAAAUAGAAAUCUGUUACCAGUUUUUUUGCUCCAAACAAUGGGGCAUAAUGGCUGCAUUUCCCUGAGAACAUAGUUACCGGGUUUUGAGUGUAGGGUUUCUUUCCACUAGUCAUGGUUUUUAUAUUGCUGGGUAUCUGCACCUGGUAGUUUUUUUUAGCUCAGCCUUGUACUGGUUAUGCCUUCCUGCAUGUGCUAAGCUCUUCUCCUUCUACAUUUUACCCAGUUCCGAGUCUGUACGUUGUCUCUUUUACCAAGUCGUCCACGUUUUUGAACCUCUGUUUUCCACGUGAUGGUUGGGUCUCUGUUUUCCUCAAAGGGCAGGUUAAUGUACCUGAGUCAGUUACAGUAGUGCUGGUUGCUCUUAGCAGUUUGAAUUUUUGGUGCCUUGUAUCUCUGGGGCUUUGGCCAUGGCAGCAGGUAAUACAAAGUCUGCCAUUACAGUCCUCCUAAGGGAGGGUUGUUUUUUAACCAAGUCCUAGUAUUUCAGGCUUCAUAUUUUUUUUUUCAAACUGUGAGCAACCUCCUUAUGAUGUAACGAACAUUGUUAUCUGUCCUUUGUGUUGUAUGCAUUCCAUCCUAUUGGGUGAUGAUAAAUAAAAAUCUUCUGUCUUUAUGUA